CUAAAGAUGCGAACACCGCUGCUCGCGCUGUUUGCUUUGAUGGCAUGCGUAUGCCGCGCCUCUCGCUACGUCCUCUACCUGACAGGGCAGCAUCCAGUCUUUCCUGCGGACGUUCAUCUCGCGGAUGUUACGCAUGUUGUAUUGGCUUUUGUGAAAUCUUCGAAUUUCAUCGGAAAGAGUCCCUCCUCUUGGGAUCCUUUCACAUCUGUUGAAAGCGUCCGCGCCAAGUUUCCUAAGAACAAGGAUGUUUCCGUUAUGAUAGCUAUAGGUGGAUGGGGGGACACCAAUGGCUUUUCAGCGGCUGCCGCUUCACAAAUGGGCAGGAACGCAUUUGCUGCGAACGUAAAAGCUAUGCUUGAUUCAACUCAGGCGGACGGCGUCGACAUCGAUUGGGAGUAUCCUGGCGGAAACGGCGAAGACUACAAGCAAAUCCCAAACUCCCAAAAGAGCUGGGAGGUCGAAGCGUAUCCAAAGCUGCUCGCCGAGAUCCGAGCAGCCAUUGGACCUGACAAAAUCAUGUCUGCAGCAGUUCCGGGCAAACCAAUCGAUAUUCAGGUCGCAUUUACGAAAGACACGCUUGCUAGCGCAACGGAACAUCUUGACUUUCUCAACAUCAUGACAUAUGAUCUUUUCAACAGGCGAGACAACGUUACUAUGCAUCACACCGGCAUUAACAAUUCGAUGGUUGCGGUAGACACAUACCUGAUGAACGGCGUUCCUCCUGAGAAAGCGAAUCUAGGGUUUGCCUUCUAUGUCAAAUGGUAUCGAACAGAUGGCGACUGUAGCCAUGAGCCCGUAGGCUGCAAGACGGCAUUGAUGGAGGACCCGAAGACAGGAAAGGAUCUAGGUCAAAGUGGAUCCUUCUCAUGGCAUGACAAGGUACCCAAAGAGCUUGAGAAAUCAUUCCACACAGCUUUGAAUAAAAGAGAUUGGGACGACGAUGGUAACUACUACUGGGAUGCAGAAGAAAACAUUUUCUGGUCAUGGGAGACGCCUGCAUCUAUGGCAGAAAAGUUUCCGAUCAUUGUGAAGCAUCGCAAGCUUGGAGGUGUCUUCGCGUGGGGCUUAGGAGAAGAUGCGGACGCGUUCCUUCACCUAAAGACGCUGAACGCUCUUUACAGGAAAUAUCUCAAGCUCAAGCCGAAAAGUGCCAAGUCCGAGAGAGACGAACUCUGA
Aureobasidium uvarum is the source of this 1176-nucleotide messenger RNA. The record is from the annotation of a GenBank genome assembly. NCBI's taxonomy places the organism in Eukaryota, Fungi, Ascomycota, Dothideomycetes, Dothideales, Saccotheciaceae.